Chenopodium quinoa (quinoa) is the source of this 1392-nucleotide messenger RNA. Its product is annotated as ubiquinol oxidase 4, chloroplastic/chromoplastic. Gene Ontology annotation, molecular function: alternative oxidase activity. The record is from RefSeq and is a predicted model, not a curated record. Gene Ontology annotation, cellular component: mitochondrion; thylakoid. Bases 211 to 1290 code for a protein of 359 amino acids. Gene Ontology annotation, biological process: alternative respiration. Lineage: Eukaryota; Viridiplantae; Streptophyta; Magnoliopsida; Caryophyllales; Amaranthaceae. The transcript has 9 exons.
AGAGAAUAUUCAAACACGUAGCUCACUAAUUUUCUUGCAAAAUCAAAACCGGAAAAUUCAACAACGCCGCCAAAACCACCGUAAAACGACGUCAAAUUGAGCAAUCAUCAAGCAAACGCCGUCGUUUACCGCCUUUAUUCUGCGUUUUAAACUCAGAAACAUUCCAUUUUUAUUUUAUUCCUCAAAAAAAUCUCAUCGAGGAGAGAGAAAAUGGCGGCAUUUCUCUCUCUUCCUUCAACUUCUGCAACAACCUUUGUAAAAUCAUCUAGAAUCUCUGGAAAUUCCGCGAUUUUCAGCUCCUUAGUUCCUUUACGCAGAUUUAAUUCUCUCAAUUCCACUCGUCUUUCUUCUCGUCGAUUAAUUUCUAGCAAUUUUUCCAAAUUCCACAUCCAAGCUACAAUUUUGCAAGAUGAUGAGGAGAAAGUAGAAGUAGAGGAGUCCUUUCUACCAAAGACCUUAGCAGAUAAUGAAGAGAAGGGAAACAGUGAGGCAAUGCCGUUGAAAGAUUCAACACCCAAUGGUUUUGAGAGAUGGAUCAUCAAGUUAGAACAGUCUAUUAAUAUCACCCUCACGGACUCAGUGAUAAAGAUACUUGAUACUUUAUAUCGUGACAGAAAUUAUGCAAGGUUCUUUGUCCUGGAAACUGUUGCAAGAGUUCCGUAUUUCGCAUUUAUAUCUGUGCUACAUCUGUAUGAAAGCUUUGGUUGGUGGAGAAGAGCUGAUUACUUGAAAGUCCAUUUUGCUGAGAGCUGGAAUGAAAUGCACCAUCUUCUGAUCAUGGAGGAAUUGGGGGGAAAUGCUUGGUGGUUUGACCGUUUUCUUGCUCAGCAUAUCGCUGUCUUUUAUUACUUUAUGACGGUUGGCAUGUAUAUUAUCAGUCCGAGAAUGGCUUAUCAUUUCUCUGAAUGUGUCGAGAAUCAUGCAUUUGAAACUUAUGACAAGUUUAUCAAGGUCCAAGGAGAUGAAUUGAAGAAGUUACCUGCGCCGGAUGUGGCUGUGAAGUACUAUACUGGAGGUGACUUGUACUUGUUUGAUGAAUUUCAAACCUCCAGAGUUCCCUGUUCUCGAAGACCAAAAAUUGAAAACUUGUAUGAUGUGUUCCUAAAUAUCAGAGAUGACGAAGCUGAACAUUGUAAGACAAUGAAGGCUUGUCAAACUCAUGGGAACCUCCGCUCUCCUCACUCUAUAGAAGGUAUUGAUGAUUCUGGAUGUGUUUUGUCUCAAGAUUGUGAAGGCCUAGUAGAUUGUAUAAAGAAAUCAGUUACAACUUCUCCUGCGAAGAGUAAGUAAAAUAUUACACAGGAUAAUAUACAUGUAUAACAGCACUUAUCACAAUGAUAGAAAAUUUGCCACUGAAAUCAUUUAAUGCAAUAAAAAGGUUUUUUUAUGGAA